AUGGCUGGUGAUAAAGCGGGAAAACAUGGCGGAAAAUUCAAAGGAAAGCGUUCGGCCCGUGCUGGCUUACUGUUCUCUGUGAGUAAAGCUCUAAGAGAUCUCAAAAAACUGAAUACCAGUCAUGUAAGAGUCGAAACUGAGGCUGCGGUCUGUACGGCGGCAGUUUUGGAAUUUCUAGCAGCUGAGUUACUCGAAUUGGCAGGUAAUGCCAGUUUAGACUUAGAGGUCAAAAGAAUCACCCGUCAUAAUUUGAAGUGUGCGAUGAAAGAGGACAAGGAAAUCGACUGUCUUAUCAACUUUACACCUUGGCUGCGUUAA
Molecule: messenger RNA, 318 nt
Organism: Ceutorhynchus assimilis (cabbage seed weevil)
Lineage: Eukaryota; Metazoa; Arthropoda; Insecta; Coleoptera; Curculionidae
Source: the annotation of a GenBank genome assembly